This is a messenger RNA of Impatiens glandulifera, 2006 nucleotides long. Its product is annotated as U3 small nucleolar ribonucleoprotein protein MPP10. The record is from RefSeq and is a predicted model, not a curated record. Bases 155 to 1789 code for a protein of 544 amino acids. NCBI's taxonomy places the organism in Eukaryota, Viridiplantae, Streptophyta, Magnoliopsida, Ericales, Balsaminaceae. Gene Ontology annotation, biological process: rRNA processing. The transcript is spliced from 13 exons. Gene Ontology annotation, cellular component: sno(s)RNA-containing ribonucleoprotein complex; Mpp10 complex; small-subunit processome.
CCGCCGCCGCCGCACAGUUCUCUUCAAGUUCUUAUGCUCGCAAGUUGAAGAAAUCAUUCUAAUCGUCGUCUUCUAUCAACAAAUUUCAUCAAGAAAAAUUAUACUGAUUUGACCUAGUUUUAACUAGCGACUUCACUACGAUUUUCUCUACUCAAUGGCGACAGUAAGUAACUCGGAGGGUAUAGAAGCUCUUCGGCGCCUGAAGUCGUCAGAGCCACCUCUUUAUCUUUCUUCGUCUUCGGAACUCUCUGAAGCUGCUCGUUUGGCUUCUCAGUUCAUAUUCUCUUCUCUCAGUCCUCACACCCCCAAGUCUCCUUUCGAUAAUCUACUCGUUAAGGGUUUCGACGCCGAACAGAUUUGGCAGCAAAUAGAUCUUCAAUCGCAACCAUUGAUUUCAAACUUCCGUAGGGAACUGAAGAAAUUGGAGAAAACCCCUGAGAACAUAUCAAAGUUAUUUGGUGAAGUUGUCGCGAAAGAUAGGAAUGUGGAGAACGAAAAGGAGGAAUCUUUGGCGAUGGAAACUGAUGAUGAAGAGGGUUCGGAUAGUAUGGAAGAUGAGGACAUGGAUGAUUUGGAUGACGAGGUAGAUGAAGAAGGGUCGGUCGAGGAAGACGAAGAAGACGAGGAGGUCGAGGAGGAGGAGGGGGAGAAAGGUGAUGGUGGGAUUGAAGAUCGAUUUUUGAAGAUUAAGGAAUUGGAAGAGUACUUGCAGGAAGAUGAAGCAAGGGAGUACGGAACGAAGACGAAAAAGAAUGAUUCUAAAAAGGGUCAUGUGGAGGAUGAUGAAGAAGAUGAAGAAGAAGACGACGAUGAAGAAGAUGAUGAUGACCAGUUUGGACUUAUGCAGGAUCUUGAAGAUGAUGAAGAAGAAGAAGAUAAUGCCAGAUACCAAGACUUCUUUGUCGCUCAAAAAAAGACUCAAAAACCAAAUUCAAGGUUAACUAGUCAAUUGGAUGGAUCAGAUGAUGAUCAGCCAGAAAAAGGAAGCACUCUUGGUAGCAAGAAAGGUGUUCUUUCUACUCAUGAAAAAGAACAGGAGAAGCUUAGAUUGAAGGUAGAACAAAUGGAGAAGUCUAACCUUGAUCCAAAAAAUUGGAACAUGAUGGGAGAGAUAAGUGCUCCUAAAAGGCCCAAGAACAGUGCCCUAGAAGUUGAUUUAGAUUUUGAGCAUAAUGUGAGGCCUGCCCCUGUAAUAACAGAGGAGGUUACUGCAUCCAUUGAGGAUUUGAUUAGAAAACGGAUCGUUGAGGGGCACUUUGAUGAUGUCCAGAAGUCUCUUAUCAUGCCUAAUCGAGCACCAAAAGAACUGAAGGGAAUGGAUGAGAACAAGAGCAGUAAGGGGCUUGCUGAAGUAUACGAGGACGAGUAUGUUCAAACCACUGGACUCGUUUCAAAAGCAUCAUCAGUGACAGAUGAGUUAAAGAAGGAGGCAAACACACUAUUCAAGAAACUAUGUUUGAGGUUGGACGCUUUGUCACAUUUCCACUUCACUCCAAAACCGGUUAUAGAAGAUAUGUCUAUACAAACCAAUGUUCCUGCCUUGGCAAUUGAAGAGAUCGCACCUCUGGCGGUGUCGGAUGCUGCAAUGCUUGCUCCUGAGGAAGUUUUUAGUGGUAAAGGAGGAAAUAUAAAAGAAGAAUCUGAGUUGACUCAAGCAGAAAGGAAAAGGAGAAGAGCUAACAAAAAGAGGAAAUUUAAAGCUGAGACAAUAUUGAAGAUGGAAAUGAAGAAGGCCCGUGAAAGCGUCAAGCCUAAGCCAAAGGGUGAGGACUCUACAACAGAAGCCUAGUUUUUGACAAUCACUGCAAGUGCAAAGUUCAAUGCUUAGUUUGCGAGGCUGAAGAGUGUUGUUUGCUCGUUAAAAUUUUGACAUAGCCACUAUUCAAUUAGACUAUUGUUAUUGUUUUUAAUGACAUUUUUAAUCAUUAAACAUAAUUGAUGCAAAAUACAUACUUUUUAUAGAUUCUUUGUUACAUUUUCAAGAGAAUUGCCUUGUUAAUUUCUUA